Laccaria bicolor S238N-H82 is the source of this 1017-nucleotide messenger RNA. RefSeq lists its product as uncharacterized. The record is from RefSeq and is a predicted model, not a curated record. Lineage: Eukaryota; Fungi; Basidiomycota; Agaricomycetes; Agaricales; Hydnangiaceae. The transcript has 6 exons. Bases 1 to 1017 code for a protein of 338 amino acids.
AUGGCCUACAUCUCAUGCUCAACAAGCACAGUUGUCGGUUCUGAAUGCCCAUUGGGAAAGCUUAGAGAGCAGCACAACGAAAGCUCAUUCAACCGCACCGAUACGCGCGCGGUCAAUUCCCAUAACGACAAUUCGAUCAGCGACCACAGCGAUCAUGUCAACCAAACAGAAACUCGAGGAACGGUGAACGAUGUUGGUUACGCAGAGAAUGUUCAACUUGCUACCCAACACGCUUCAGAAAUCAAUUCUGGUACAUUGACAACAAUCAGGGCAGAAGCCAAUAUUCUCAACGACGCCAGUCACAAUUGGGAUGGUAACUCUGGUGCAGUUACCUCCAUUGGCCAAGUUGAUAACACUCAAAACCUCACCGGAAAUACCACGAUGCAUUGUUCGUGCAACCGGUACACAUAUGUUUUCAAUCAAAGCGAUCUGAUGCCAUUGAGGGAGGGCCGUGCCCUCGUUUCGGAGACGCCAGGAGGCUCCUCGUCGUUCGCUUUGGUUCACCCUCUAUAUCCCUAUCACAUCUCUCCGCAUCUGAUGGGGACCUAUGCGGAUAGUCAUGGUGCACUCACGUCUUCUCCAAACCAAGACUUAUCGCGUAACGACGUUCGGACGGAAACAUUUUCGACGGAGGAUUCGGCGGACGCAGCUUUGUCUCGGCGCAAUGACGAAAAUCCAGUCAUCCCUCCCAACUGCUAUAUUGAAUACGCUCCCCGCGCUCCUUCUCACUCUGCGCGAGCUUAUCCGUUCAAAGGAAACAAACCACACAGCCAUCUGAUCAGCAAGCCAUUGCCUAUAUCCAAAAAUUGCCCUGCUGCGGCCUGUGUUAUGAUUUUUCGAGAUUUUAACCGCUCGUUCAUAUUCGCUACCCUCUUGUAUUUUCUAUACCGGGUCUUUGAGAAAGUUUAUGAAAGAUUAGUCAAACAUAUGGAGGAGAAACUUAUUAUUUUGAACUCUCGUUAUCGACUCAAAAACGUGUUGGACCAAAAACUAACUGACAUUGGCAACUCUAUUUGA